AUGACGCCAUCUGAACCCCUCGGCCCCGCCAUGGUGCUGCAGGGCGUUGCUGAUGCUCUACCCACCCAUGCCGAGGGUGACACCACCUCGCAUCUCAGCAGCUCUCUCGACUGCGUCGCCAUCUUUGUCCACGCCUGCUUGGUAAAUCUGGGGUUUCGCUUGCUGGGCUUUCACGAAGAUAAAAAUAUUGAAUUACAAUGCGCCAGUCUCGCCCCCCGUCUGCCUUCGGAGUGGAACAACUCGCUCAGCUCCCACGGUUUCGUCUACGCACAUAACCAGUCUGCCAUGCGCUUUGUGAUCCACGUCGACCGGCUGGGUGGCAAGAUCGAGAUCCGCGGCUUGGCCACUGGCGACGAGCGCAUCGCUCGCUUCGAUAUCACGGCUCGCGAUUUUGUCUCCUCUUCUGCUCUUCCACUACGUAUCCCCAAGUCGGACAGCGGCGAAGAACAGCGCGGCGAGCUUGUCCAGAAGCUCAGCUCCCUCUUCAUUUCAGAGGAACGCAUCCGAGACCUCGCCUCCCUCGUCAAAAUCUCUCUCAUCCAACGCCUCCUCCCCUCCCUCAACAAAGAAGGCUACACCGAAACCCGUCCCGAGCCCGCCCCCCGCCGUAUCUCCCCUCCUCGCCCAGGCAACGGUAACAACCCCCCCAACGAACCCUCCUACCUCCCCCCACCAGCCGCUCCCCACCCUUACCCAGCUCCCGACCCCCUCGCCUUACCCCCGCGCCAUCCCAUCCCAACCGCCGACUUCCCCCCUCCCGAUUUCGAAGACGAAUACGAAGUCAACCGUCCCCCGCGUGGCCCCGGCCACGGUCAGGGAGGUGCCGGGUUCGGCAGCAUCGGACACGACGACUUAUACCCCGCCGGUUUGGGCCCGCAUGAUCCCAUUCGUGGAUCGUUUACACCUGGGGGUGGGAUCGGGCCGGGGGGGUUGAGACGGCCAGGCGGUGGUGGAGGAGGUUUUGGGGGGAUGCACCCUACGUUUGACGAUCCGUUGUUUCGGGGUCCUGGGGGGAGAGGAGGAAGAGGUGGGGGCGAUGGGGAUGGAGAUGGAGAUGAUACGUUUGGGGGGCAGAUACCCCCUGGUGCGAGGUGGGAUCCGUUGGGGCCUGGGGGUCAGCCGAGGUUUGGAGGGGGUGGUCGGGGACGGGGCUUUGGUGGGGGGUUUGGAGGGUUUGGGAGUGGGGAUAUCAUUUGA
Dichotomopilus funicola is the source of this 1197-nucleotide messenger RNA. Its product is annotated as PI31 proteasome regulator N-terminal-domain-containing protein. Gene Ontology annotation, molecular function: endopeptidase inhibitor activity; proteasome binding. The transcript has 3 exons. Bases 1 to 1197 code for a protein of 398 amino acids. NCBI's taxonomy places the organism in Eukaryota, Fungi, Ascomycota, Sordariomycetes, Sordariales, Chaetomiaceae. The record is from RefSeq and is a predicted model, not a curated record. Gene Ontology annotation, biological process: proteasome-mediated ubiquitin-dependent protein catabolic process.